Messenger RNA from Arabis nemorensis, 606 nucleotides. Lineage: Eukaryota; Viridiplantae; Streptophyta; Magnoliopsida; Brassicales; Brassicaceae. The record is from the annotation of a GenBank genome assembly.
AUGCACGGUUAUGAUCUUGAAGAAGCAAUCGAUCCCGAGGAAGACAAGAAGCUACUAGAAACAGAACGGAUGGUUGUGUUGGAGAGACAGAAGAAACGGCUUAAAGAAGCUGUUACGGUCUCAAAACAAACACAUGUAGAAUAUAACUUGAAGCUUAAGGCAAUCAAAGCAAUGGGAGCAAUGGAGGAAGGUGACGGUGUAUUUGACUUUAAUGCUGAAGUGAACCUUAAUUCCGAGGUAUACCGGCCAAGAAAACCAAAGUAUUUCAACCGAGUUCACACGGGUUACGAGUGGAAUAAGUAUAACCAAACUCACUAUGAUCACGAAAACCCGCCUCCGAAAACCGUUCAAGGGUACAAGUUUAACAUCUUUUACCCGGAUCUAAUAGACAAGGUUAAGGCUCCCACUUGCACCAUAGAAAAAGAUGGGACAAGCACUGAAACUUGUAUGAUCCGGUUCAGUGCUGGUCCGCCUUAUGAAGACAUUGCGUUCCGGAUUGUGAAUAAAGAAUGGGAGUAUUCUCAUAAGAAAGGUUACAAAUACACGUUCGAAGGUGGGAUUCUGCAUUUGUACUUCAACAUUAAACGACAUCGGUAUAGGCGAUAA